This is a messenger RNA of Saccostrea cuccullata (small rock oyster), 5678 nucleotides long. RefSeq lists its product as uncharacterized. The record is from RefSeq and is a predicted model, not a curated record. Lineage: Eukaryota; Metazoa; Mollusca; Bivalvia; Ostreida; Ostreidae. Bases 1868 to 3796 code for a protein of 642 amino acids. The transcript has 11 exons.
ACUGAUUCAAAUAAAAUAAUCUUUGAAGUAAAAAAUUGUCCUUUCAUUCUUAAAUUUAAUUACUUAUCUAAUCAAUUCAUGCUUUUAAUUUUAUUGACGAGAGUUGCCAAUCAUAUCGAUGAGAACAGUAAGUAUCUUGGUAUGCAAAAUAAAUGAAUAGAAUUCUACCAUUUGAGACAUAUUCAUUAAACUUAAACUUAGUAAACAAUUCCUUAGAAGUCGCCCGCUUGGUGCAGUGGUAUUCGUGUUUACUCUUGAGUAUUUAGUAAGUACAUGUAAUUGAUCUUUAUGUCACAAAUUCGAAUCCCGAUGUGGACUGGACCGAUGAGACCGUAUUACCCGAGGUCCCGUGUCGCAGUAGGUGCAAGUGCAAAAAAGAUCCUCACUGCUCAAUAAUGUGGAGUACCGAGCAUACUUCCAGAUUUUCAAUUAUUUACCCGCAUAUCUCCAUAUGAGUGUAAGAUUCUCGAGAGUGGCGCUAAACAACAAACGAACAAAAUUUCCUCGAAUAUCUUUAAAACAGAAUUUAACCCACGAAGUUUUACAGAAGAUCCAUUGAAUGAAAUGAUUUAUAGUUCAGUUCUAUCUUAUUCUAUAUAAAUUCCGUUUAGAUUUAGAAGCCAAUCCUGUGCUCUUGGUCAGGUGUACAGCCAUGAACAACAGAUAAGAAGAAAAAGCAAAAAUUGUGUCAAAAAUGUGAAAUAAAUUACUCAAAGAUCGUAAGCUAUCGGUUCCAAUCGGAAAAUUCCCGCUAAAACACGUGAUAAGAUGUCAGAACCCUUACCGCUGCCGUAAUUACAAAAAAUGGUUCAUUUCCAUUAUUCGUGAGUCACUGUACUGUUUCCUUGUCGCUUUCUUACUACAACCGAGACAAAAUGUGUGGGGUUUACGGUUAGUUACAGAUUAUCUUGUAUUUUCGUAUAUUUUCCCUAUUGCAGACGUCGAAAUCCUUGAGUAAGCUUAGACUUACAUGUCACGGAUGACCCCGAAACAUAACGAAAGUUUAUACGGUGGUCACUCGGUAGGCAUACAGUACGGGGUAACUACAACAUGCAAGAAAUGAAGUUUCAUCGCUGUUUUCAACGACUGUUUUGAACAGUUCAAAACAGUCGUAGCAAUUAACAGGAUCAUUCAGGAGUAAUCCGAGUUAACAGGGUUCACCACAGUAAUACUAGUAAUAACGGACUGACUGCGGAUGUCUAAGAAUUUUCACGGAUCCCCAAAUCGUAGCUUACCGUGAUCUAAAUUCGUGACAGUGUGACUGGGGCUUUAUAAGUAAUUUAUCAAAUUUACGCUCACAUUGAACAUUAUAUAGGGAUUUUAAAUAUAAAUCGCAUUUGCAGUAAAGGCUAUGGAGAUAACGAACAGUAUUCAAAGCAUAUUCCAAAAACAAAACAAAGUAAGAGCAGAGCAAGCACGGAUCUCUUAAACAUCUGAGGUGCGAUAACGCAUGUACUAUGUUUGCAUAUACCGUUGAAGUUAUGCACGAAUACCAGAUAGGCCCAAAUCUGCGAAAUAAAAAAAAAAUAUUUAACUCAUUAUAGGGUGUUAUUAUAUCGUUAAAACGACUUACUUAUCACUAUGAAACAACUUAGUUAUUUUGUUUUAACGUCUUUCAAUAAAUAAUAAUUACAUGCUAAAAUAAUUUUCUAUUUACACACAUACAAAUAUUUUAAUUUUCUCAUUGCAGUGCAACCUAGCAAAACAUCCAAAGACAGAUGAAGACACAGACUCUCUCUGUACUUCAGUAAAUAAUCAGGAUUUGUGUGGGGAUGAAAGUGGAAGUCUGAAUUCUGGAAACAAAAAAGAUCCGUUAUCAGAUUUAACAAAAGAUCAGUGUGUCGUUCUCUACACAUUGUUCCUAUGUAUGGGUAACUACAUAUUUAUCAUAAAAGAUGGCGACGUCUCUAUGGGUGACAUUGAUGUCUGGAAGAGAGUGAAGGAGCUGGAGAACAAAGGACUGGUGUUGCCUUUCAGUGACCACAAAAAGCGCAUCCUAUAUGAUAAACGAUCUAUGAUAAUGAAAUACUUCAGAGAAGACUGCCUGCAGAGUGAGAUAGACAAGGACUUCUUCAUACAGGUAGCCUCAGAUGAAUCCAUAGAAACAUAUGCUGAUGUGUACUGUCGUCAUGGAGAUGGUUCCAGGGAAUCAGAAGACAUCGGUCCUAUAACAACGAUGAGACUGAUUGUAGAGGGUCGCAGAAACAGGUUACCCGACUCUGUAAAAGAUGAAGUUCCUGCGUGUCUCAUAAAUGACAAGAAGGAGUGCGAUAUGUUUGUAAAGUUUUGGGGCAAAGCAAGAAAUACAGACCCUAUAACAUUGUCAAACCAAAUUCCUGAUGAGAAAGUUAAAAACUUUUAUUCUGCUUUUACCGUCCUUUCGGAUAUAAAAAAUGAGUUAAAGGAAAUGCAUUUGUCAAAGAAAAAAUGGAGUAUAUUGAUAUCCAUACUUAUGUCAGAAAGAUAUUCCAUUUGUAAAAGUGAACAAUGCGAGGAAAAACGAAAAAAUAUUCAACAAACAUUCGAAGCAUUGCAAGAUGUUAAGGAGGAGAGGGUUGAAGAAGAUUUGGUACUCUUAAAGGAAUUGGAACACCGUGAUGAAUUGUUAACUGUAGAUAAAGAGAACAAUAUAGUUUCCUUUUUAUCAGAGGAGGUCCGACACCAGGUGAUGGGCUACUUUGUUUUGAAUUGCUUACAAAGGAAGGAGGAUUAUGAAAACUAUCUAAAUUUUUCCUCAAUGGACUCGCUCAUUGAAUACGUGCGGCCACUGGGAUACUUGAGACAGAGUACAGAACGAUGUAUGUACCUACCAAAAGGAACAAAAGAGGUAUUCGUAAGAAGAUUUGGUAUAGACGCCAUACAUUAUGCAACACCAGGACAUAACGAGUUUAUGGACGCAAUACUUUCAGACCUAAAGUUACCGCCUGGCGUAUUAAAGAUGUCCCAAGGGACAAAGAUCAUGUUUUGCAAUUUCGUCAAGGGAUUUGAUGAGGAACAUGAACAUCAACAAUUGAACCUAUGUAGUCUUUUUGGAUCAUUUUUGAUUGAUUUAAAUACGUCUGAAAAGAGAGAAUUUUUUACAUCGCCGCCUUCUUCCCCUAAAAUGAGCAUACUUUGCACCAUCCUUCUGUCAAACGGUUACACACUUUGCCUGGACAAGCAAUUGAAAGACACUAUCAAGGAAACCAGACAAAGAUUUAGCUCAUUCCAGAGGACUGAGAAAGUUGAGGACGAUUUACUUAUUGAGGAAUUAGUAGAAAAUGAUAAAGUAUUAAUCAGGAACAAUACACUCAAUAAUGUGAAAUUCGCAACAGAUGAUGUCCGCCAUCAAGUAAUGAGUUACUUUGUUAGGACUUGCCUAGUCACAGAUGAAGACUACAUAAACUACAUAAAUUUGUCUUCAGUGGACUCGUUAUUAGAGUAUGUGCGCGUAUGGAGAAAUGGAAAUGUUGAAGAGGAAAGAGUCUUACAUUUACCAGAGAGGAUUGAGAAUAUAUAUAUUAAGAAACUUGAUGUACAUAUAUUAUGUCAUGUCAAUAUGGAGAUGCUUUGUCAAAAAAGCAGAAACCUGGCUGACACAUUUCAUAUCCCAAUGGAAGUUCUAGAAUGGGACUAUGAAGCUCGAAGACGAUACGUAGACUGUCUAAAGAAAGGAACCCAGAUGGUACACAGAGCUCGUGCAAUGAUAGUUGGAUGUGCUGGGGCUGGCAAAACCACAUUACUCGAACGUCUACAAAAUCAUAAUAUCGACAAACUAAAGGAGAUAGAGUCUACGGUUGGGGUUGGAGGUUCAUGAAAACAUUUUCGAAAUAGAAAACAACUCCUUGAAAGCUCUUUCAGAAAACCUUAAUAAUGAAAAUAAAUGCUUACUGAGUGUUGUGGACUUUGCUGGACAGUGUGCUUAUUACGCCUGUCAUCAGGUCUAUCUCAGCAGAAGAGCUUUUUAUCUUCUUGUGAUUGAUCGAUCCAAACCAUUUCAAGAUCAAGUUGCCCAGGAAUUGUGUGAACAGGAAGGAACCAUGUUCUCCGACUGGACAUAUGGCCAAUACAUUAUUUUCUGGUUAAAAUCGAUCCACACGUACUGUGAUGAUGACACACCAGUAAUCACGAUCGGCACACACUCUGACAAGAUACAGAAUGUUGAUGAAUCCAUUUAUGAUGAAUUGUUUGAGCUCUUAAAAGAAGAACCUGAACUCAUGAUGCAUAUAGACAGUUCCAAAUGUUUCCACAUUGGAUUUCCUUUGAUUGAUAAUGGACCAAUCGACAAACUUACUGAUAUAGAGGAAUGCAUUGCGUCCAUUGCCUUAGAGGACCGAUGGAAAGAAACUAUCCCAGAAGACUGGGCAUUAUGUGAGACUGCGUUUAGAGAAAAUAAGCAUAGAGGGAAAAAAAUGAUUUCUCUAUCGAAUUUCAAAAAACGAGUGUCCAGUAAAAUGUCAAAAAAUGAUAAAGAGACUUUUGAUAUGCUGCGCUUUUACAAUGAUAUCGGCAGUAUCUUGCAUUUUAACGAGAAAUAUCUAAAGGACAAAACAAUUAUAGAUGUUCAGUGGUUUGUAGACUGUUUCAAAAACAUUAUCACAGAUACAAAUCAUGUCAAAAAGGUAGCUAAAAACUACGCGCAAUGGCAGGAUUACAAUAAGAGUGGUUAUCUUUCUGAAGAACUCCUACAUCAGAUAUGGAAACAGACCAAAUUGAACCUUCGAAAAUGCAAACCAACUUUGAAGUACAUGCAACGCCUUGGUUUGGUUGCUGUGGGGAAGGAAUUCCAUUAUAUCCCUUGUAUGAAUAAAUUGGACGUCGGCGAUGGUUUAAAAAAAUACCUAUCAAAUUUAUCACAGAAAUCCUCCGUGUUGAUCUUCAAAUUUGAGUUCCUUCCGCAUUUCUUUUACUUUCGUUUGGUUGUUGCUUGCAUGGUAGAUGCAAACUGGGCUGUAGUCGAGGAUGCUGGACAAAAAUAUGUGUUCAAAAACGCUGUUUGUCUCAGGUUUCAGGAUCAUCUCAUUGUUUUGGCUGUUACUAUGACAACAAUUCAAAUCCAAUUAUUUAGACAAGGAGAUGAUGAUCUUAGUUUUGUUGUUACUAAUAAAAUAUGUGAUACAAUAAUAGAAAUUCUUAAGAGACUCACGAAAAACUUUCACAAGAAGACAUUGUAUUCGAAAGGAUAUCAAUGCUCAAAGCAAAAUGUUUUUGAGGAACUUGCAUCAUGUUUUCUCUUGGAAGAUGAAAUUUAUAGAAAAGGACAGAUAACCUGCCCCAGGCAUGGAGGGGUGAAUCAUCAUUCUGUCAAAGAAAAAGAUCUCCUCCUUUAUUGGAUGUAUGGCGAAGAAACAAGUUUUCAUGAGAAGGAGGUGCAAAUACCAGAAAAACUUUAUAGGAGUUUAAUUGCUGAUUUGGUAAAUAACUAUCUUGAUGUGUCUGUGGAUAAUGGACAUGUUUUCAGAACAUGGAAACAGUAUUUUAAGUUCCAGUAUUCGGCACCAAGGUAUCACUCAACCACUGUUGAUGAAGAUUUCAAUACAUUGGAAAGGGAUGGAAAACUUUCAUUGAAUAAUUAUGAGACCUUAAAAGAAAUACUAAAAGAUGUAGAUCACCGUGCCCUUCGAAGAGUUGAAGAACAUGAAAAAGAACUGAAGACAUUGUUAAGGCAAAAGUAAAAAGACAAUUUUUGCUUGUUUCUU